GGCGCGGCCGGCCCGCCUCAGCCGCAGGGAGAGCGCGCGUGUGUCAUGUUACAGAGAAGCCAGGAACAGCCGCCGUCCAACUUCCCAAUCUGUUGCGAAUGACCUCUCUCUCGUGGGGACCUCCGUGCUCUGUCUGUGUCCUGCUCCGCUAAGGAACCGAACAGCAAAUAGCAGAGGACAAACAAAGCUGAAGGACAAAGAUCUCUACAGACUGUUUGCCCCCCCCCCCGCCCCCCCAGUACUUUUUGACGUUUGAUCCCUUCCCUUUCUUUUCUGUUUCUUUGCUCCAUCUCCGUGCACAAAAAGUCUGCGGUCUGCCCUUCUUCGGUGGCCUCGGGGACCCCCGUGGACGCGGCUCUUUCCCCGCCGUGUGGAUUGGAGGAGGACCUCCGCGCUUUAUUUAUCCCUCUAUUUAUUUAUUUAUUUGGCCGCCUCCGACGGGGACGGCAUGGUGGAGGAGAAGGGCUGGACGGGGGCUGCUCCCGGGGGCGCUUCGGAGAGCGGCUGCCUCGCACAGCCCCGGCCAGGGGCUGGGGAGAGAUGCUGCAAGGUGCCUCACCUGCUGGCUUCGGGGCUGCCCGGAGUCUCUUUCCUCUCUCUGGUGCUGAGCCUCCUGCUCUACUUCAGGACGGCGGACCUGCAAGCCCGAGUGUCGCAUUUGGAGGCCGACAGACCUGCUCCGCUCCCCGCCUGGCUCUCAGCAGGCCAAAUGGAGACAGCUAUUUUGGGAAGAGUUGACCAACUGCUGGCCGAGAGAUUAAAGUUCAACUUGCCAAGACAUCGGGAAGCUAGAGACAUCCGCCAACGAUGCAACUGCCCAGCAGGUAGGAAUAUCCCAGAUCAUGAAGAUGAUGUCAUUUAUGUCAAUAAAGAGCAUCAUUUCAGACUUUAG
Molecule: messenger RNA, 892 nt
Organism: Eublepharis macularius
Lineage: Eukaryota; Metazoa; Chordata; Lepidosauria; Squamata; Eublepharidae
Product: collagen alpha-1(XIII) chain-like
Exons: 2
Coding region: 449-892 (147 amino acids)
Source: RefSeq, a predicted model, not a curated record